CUCUAAUCUGGACAGAUUAGAGAAUUUGUUGUUUUAGACAACUUUUACAUCAUUAAUUUAUUUACCCAGUUUACCAUAAUGAAUCGUAUCUAAAUGAGGCUACAACGCAGUUUUUUAGAAGUGUCUAUCAGAACUGAACUUAACUUUCAGACUACGAAAUAUUUCUGUAUCGUAAAGGUUCCUUUUGUCUAUCCUACGUUUUUCAAUUUUGUAAAAUGUACAAGCAGGUUGGUUAUAAAGAUAGCAAAACAGGUAUUCAAUCAUUUUCAGAAAAUUUAUUUUCACGCCAGAAACUACUCAGUGAAAUUCAAAAUUAUUUUUUACAAGAUGCAAACAACUCAUCUUUAGUAUUAUAUGGAAUGUCGGGUGUCGGCAAGACACAUAUUGCAAGAAAAUAUAGUGAACUUUCCUAUAACUUCUAUAAAAACAUUGUUUGGAUUGACGCAGCUUUUGGAAUGUUACAAACUUCAAUGAGAAACCAAUGUCAAAUAUUAGGAUUAGAGGUUCGUGAUUCGAAAAGAGAUUAUUUAAAUAUAAAAGUGAUUGUUGAAAAAGUUCACAAAUAUUAUAAAAAUGAAAAAACUUUGUUUAUUUUUGACAAUGUCGAUGAUGAAAGUGUUAAAAAUUUUUCAAUGUACAUUUCAAGAAAACCGAAUUCAUUCACGUUGAUUACCUCCCAAUGGAGAACUUGGUCAAGUAAUGUAAAUAAAAUGCUAGUUGAUGUUUUUUCUUCUGAAGAAGCAUUCGCUUAUGUAAAAAAUAAUAUUAAAGAAAACAGCGACGGAAACACAAGAAACUUAAUUAAAGAACUUGGUUAUCAUCCGUUUGCAAUUACUCAGGCAAUAAAAUAUAUAAAUCUACAUAAAGUUUCGAUAGAAAAAUACAUAGAUCGAUAUAGAUUAAAACCAUUAGAAAUAUUAGACAAUAAUAAUUUUUACACCGAAGAAGAAUCAAAGUCUGCAAUAAAAGCAAUUAACUUAGUUUUAAUAAAAUUAGAAAAAACUAAGCCUUUUCUAUUUAAAAUAUUAAACUGUUUAUCUCAUUGCGACGGUCAAAACAUCAGUAAACAGUUUAUAGCACAAAUCUCAAAUCUAAUGGAAACAAACGAUGAAUCUUUAAUAGAUGAAACUAUUGGAUUACUAAUGAGUUAUUCUUUACUAAACUGUUUUGAUGAUAAAAAGUAUACAAUACAUGAACUAACACAGUUAACAUGUAGAUGUUUUCAAAAAAGAAAUUCUAAUACAAAUACAUAUCUUGAUUUAAUCGAAAAUUAUUUUAAAUUUGAAUUGAAUGAAAUAAAAGAUCACAUGGAUUACGGAAAUCAUUUUGUUUUUCAUUUUAUCUAUAUGUUUCGUAGUAACAAAGAAAGAUUUUCGGAAACCUUCCAUCAUAUGACGACUUCUAUUCACAAAAUAUUAAUAUGUAGAGGUUUAUUUAAAGAAGCAAUCGAAAUAUUAAAAGCUGUUCAAAAUUUUAAUACAGAAACUUAUGGUGAAAAUAAUAAAAUCACACUUGAUACAAAACAUAAUAUCGCAAGCUGUUUGGACAAAAUGGGAAAAUAUAACGAAGCUUUAGAAAUUUAUUAUUCUGUUUAUAAAAUAAAAACUGAAACUUUAGGUAUUAACCAUCCGUCUACAAUGGCAACAAAACAUAAUAUUGCACUCUGUUUGGACGAAAUGGGAAAAUAUAACGAAGCUUUAGAGAUUUAUUAUUCUGUUGAUAAAAUACGAACUGAAAUUUUAGGUAUCAACCAUCCGUCUACAAUGACAACAAAACAUAGUAUCGCAUUCUGUUUAUACAAUAUGGGAAAAUAUAACGAAGCUUUAGAAAUUUAUUAUUCUGUUGAUAAAAUACAAACUGAAAUUUUAGGUAUCAACCAUCCGUCUACAAUAACAACAAAACAUAAUAUCGCACUCUAUCCACAAAACGCACUUGUUAUUGACAAUAAAAAUGAAAGAAAUCUGAUUGACGAUAUUGACAGCAACGAUUGUAAGCAACUUGAAAAACGAACAAAUCUGAAACAAGAACAAAUUACUAAUAUAUGCACACACCAUCAUGAUACGUUAGUUGUAAGAUAUGAGAGUAAUCAGAAAAGUUUAUGUACUCCAUUUCUGAGUCACCAAAAGGUGUGUAGAGCAUCUCUACGUGUGAUUACAAUGCAUACUGUUUUAGAGGCAGAAACUAUAGGUGUCCAACCUGUCGAAGUCAAAGGAUUGCACAAGUCAGGUAAAAUCAGAGAAGGUAAACGAAAAUUGACAGCAUUAACAACCUCCAUUAAAAAACAGGUAGCCAUUUCCCUUAAUAUAUCAGGAGAAAGUUUUGAAGAACAGUCAAAAUUUGAAGAUGAUGAUGAGAUUGAAUUUGAUCAAUGGACAACAACAGAUAUGUUAAACUUGACACAUAAUAAAGAGCCAGUGUUUGAAUACAUUGAACUAGUAUGUAGAAAACUGGAAAAACUUGCACCACAUUCGUAUUUAGCAAAGAGUCAAGCAUUAUACCUGAGAUCACGAAAGGAAGAUAUGAAUGAGGUAACAGCAUUAUUUCUGGGUGAUUUUUCAGAAAACUAUAAAUUUGUAGUUCAGGAUGAAGUUCAAAGCUUUCAUUGGAAAAAUUUACAAUGUACACUUCAUACAGUGAUUAUUUAUUUCCAAAAAGAAGGCAUUCUCAAGCACAAAAUUUAUUGUGUUAUUUCGGAUGAUAUGAUCCAUGAUGUGAACAUGGUAGGCACUAAGCUAUGCAGUGUUGAUGAAAAAUUUGCUUUAAUUCAUGACUUUGGAAAUAUCCAGAUAAUAACUGUAAACCUAGUACCAGAAUUAGUGAGAGACUAUAAUAGAACUGCGUUAACUCUGGGAGGUAAAUAUAAUGAUUUGAGUAAAUAUUACCGUUUUUUAUUACCUCGAUUAGAGUAA
Hydra vulgaris (swiftwater hydra) is the source of this 2909-nucleotide messenger RNA. RefSeq lists its product as uncharacterized. Gene Ontology annotation, molecular function: protein binding; ADP binding. NCBI's taxonomy places the organism in Eukaryota, Metazoa, Cnidaria, Hydrozoa, Anthoathecata, Hydridae. Gene Ontology annotation, cellular component: kinesin complex. The record is from RefSeq and is a predicted model, not a curated record.